Molecule: messenger RNA, 1374 nt
Organism: Peronospora belbahrii
Lineage: Eukaryota; Oomycota; Peronosporomycetes; Peronosporales; Peronosporaceae
Source: the annotation of a GenBank genome assembly
AUGCGUGUGGUGGAGGAGUUGGCGAUGACGGAGAAUUUCAAGGGAGGAUUGGCGAGUGUUUUUAAAGGGGAAUAUGUUGGAGCUUACAUGGAUGUCCAGUAUUACAUGCUGAAGAAUAUGGCACAGAUUUUAGAUAGCGCGCAUUCGAAAAUCGAGAAUGGUGAGGCAGAAGACUUCACGUUGGUGGCGAAUAUUCUGCGAAUGCUAGAAAUGGUGCAGAUGCCGUAUGUUGCAGAAGACAUUACGGCGUUUCUUGUCGACCCGAAGGAUGCCAACUUGCCAACUCAGGAACUGGUAAGUAGCGAUGAUAAAAGUGAUGAAGAGGAAGAAAAUGCUUUUUUUACCGUCGGAGCAAAGCGAAAGGCUGGGUCUGACUCAAAACCGAAGAAGACAAAGGAGAAUAGAGGCUUGCGCAGUGUGAAACAGCACCAGCAUACUUUUAGUCUGGCAUGGAUUGCUUUGCUACGUCACAAGCUGCCGCAGGCUUCAUACCAGAAAGUAUUGGUGAAAAUGCCGGACGAGAUCAUGCCGCAUCUUGUGAAUCCGCUACUGCUUGCAGACUUCCUGACUGAUUCAUACAGCAUCGGUGGUGUGACGAGUCUUUUGGCACUGAACAGUCUAUUUAUCCUCAUUCAGGACUACAACUUUGACUUGCCUGAUUUUUACACCAAGCUGUAUGCUCUGCUAGACGAUCCAUCAUUGUAUUCGGCCAAGCAGCGUGACCGCUUUUUUGGGCUGUUGAACCUUUUCCUUUCGUCUACACACUUGCCGGCAUACAUGGUCGCGGCUUUCGCCAAGCGCUUGUCGCGCAGAGCGCUGACGGCUGAGCCGGGCGCUAUUUUGUUUAUUCUUCCGAUGGUUUACAAUUUGAUUUUGCGCCACAAGGAAUGCUUGCAGCUCAUUCACCGUACCGGUGCUUUUACCGCAGCAGAGCAGGCUGCUAAGCGCCGAGAAGAGUUAUCAAGCAGUACUGCUGUUGAUGCCGCAGCUAAUCAGUUGUCCAACAAAACCAAGGAAAUCAUUUUGAAGGACGGCCACGAUCCAUUCGUGAACGACGAGCUUGACCCUGUGAAGUGUAACGCUUUACAGACUUCGCUAUGGGAGUUAUACACGAUGAAGUAUCACUAUAACGCUGACGUUGCAGUGAAGGCACGGAUGUUUGAGGAACAGUUGCGUCAUCAAUUUGUCGAUGUCAAUAUGAGCAUGGAGAUCACUUACAAGAGCCUUUUUGAUAAGCAGCUGAAGCGUAAGGAGAAGGGCAAUGUUUCGCUGGCGUAUCAGACCUGCAACGCACUCUUCUUGAACGGUGUCAAUGGUGAUGAGUGCGAAAGCAUGGACGAAAAAAGUGUAUUUGCUCAGGUAUUUGAGCUUUAG